Molecule: messenger RNA, 3298 nt
Organism: Acaulospora morrowiae
Lineage: Eukaryota; Fungi; Glomeromycota; Glomeromycetes; Diversisporales; Acaulosporaceae
Source: the annotation of a GenBank genome assembly
AUGGCGAGUGUUGCAAGUCGAAAUUUGUUUGAUAUACUUGCUGAUAAUGAGGAUAUCGAGCCAGUUGUACCGGAGAAAGAACCAACUCCGAAGGAAAAUGUAGUGGUACAAAAAAAAGUUGAUAGGUCUCGUGCAAGUCCCAAAGAGGCUAGAAUUCGACACGAGUAUCCUCAACGUGGAGGUUUUAAACCCUCCCCUCCUAACAGCAGAAAUGAGGAAACAAGAUCUGGGGCACCCCGUGAUCGAAACGUUGGACCUCGUCUAUAUAACCGCCGCGAAGAAGGUGGUGGUGAUUAUCCUAACAGAAAUUCACGUGGAGCUCGAGCCAGCGAAAGAGGUCGUGGUGCACGAGGAGGUGGAGGUCGUCGUGGGCGUGAAUACGACCGUCAUAGUGGCACAGGAAAAUAUGACAGUAAUAAAAAAGAAACCCAAGGUUGGGGCAAUCCUUCUAACACAUGGGAGAAUAAUGAAGCCAUAGAAACACAAAAUAACGGGGGUGAGGCUGAUGCCAAUACCAAUGCCAAUACUUCUGCCUGGGGUGAUCAAACCUCCGAUAACAAUGCAGGAGAAGGGUGGACUGAACCUGCUGAGGGAAAAGAAUCUGGUGCUGCCCAAGAUGGUGGAUCAGGUUGGGAAGAAUCCGCGGAAACCGCUGCACCAGAAGAAGAGGCCGUCGCCACUAAUGGAGAAAGUGCCCCGGCCGUUGAACAAGAGGAAGCUUUCAAAACAUUGGAUGAGUAUCGUGCUGAGAAACCUCAAAAAGCCGUAGUUGCUACACUUCCAGAAGCAAGAAAGGCGAAUGAAGGAGUCGAUGAUUCUCAAUGGAAAGAUGCUGUUCCCUUGGAGAAAGAUGAAGAAGACGAUGUCCUUUUUGCCGGAAAAGAACAUUCUUAUAGGCUCAAAUCCAAAAAGACUAAGGCAAAGAAUUUUAUUGAAAUUGAGCAAACAUUUGUUGAAAAACCUGGACCCGGUUACCCACGUGGGCGUGGGCGUGGACGUGGUGGUGGCGGCCCUCGAGGAAGAGGUGAUAGGCGAGAAAACCGUGAUGGACGUGAUAACUAUGAAGCUCAUAAACUCGUUGGUUUUCUAACGAUCUUACAAACAUACCCACGAUCGUUGUUCGAGAUCGCCACUUGCGCCGUAAUUCUCAACUUACUACGUGCGAGAGUUGCCGUAUUCACCUUAAAAAUUUUUUUUUUUGGUUCUGGGCAUAAGAUGCCUCAAAAGACAACCGAAAAUAACAUGACACCAUUAAACAUAAUCAACAACAAAGUCAAUUCUUCUGAGCCUUUGUCAUUCGAGACCACUCAAUCACAAAAACCUCUUUCUGCAUCCCAAUGCCCACGACGACAGGCCACGGUUGUUGAUUGCGAAACCGGAACGAUUUCGAAUCUCGAGUCAAAUAAACCUCGAAAUCAAAAACACGAAACAUCAAAAAAAGCUGACGACCCAGUUGGUAAUUACCGUUUGUCUAUUGAUGAGUCGGUACUCUCGGCUCUUUUGGAGUGCUCCUAUGUUGAUUCCAAACAUGAAAUACUUGGAUAUUUGGGAGGAACGUAUGCUGUUGACCGAUUAGAUGAUGAUAAUGCAAUUGUUUGUCGAGUCAGUCAAUUUGUUGCUUCCGAAAGGAUCAUUACAUCUUUGCUCACGGAUUCGGUGCAAGAAAUUGUUCAGGCUCGCGAAAAUGCAAUCAAUAUUUUUAGCGAGUUGGGCCUCGAAUUUAUAGGCUGGUAUCGAAGUCCCGAUUCAAUCCCUACUCAAAACGAUAUUAAUAAACAACAAAAAAUUCAAUCUCAAUUUUCAGAUAGUGUUGGUGUUAUUAUUUCAAUAUCAUCUGUGUCUUGCCCUCCGAUUAAUACGAGAAUACCCGUUAUGGAUGGCAUGCUUAAUUCACUAUGUGUAUUUCGUACAUUGACGGAGAACAAUGAUAACAAUGAGGAUGAUGUUUUAAAGUCGAAGAAUGGCAAAAUAUGGAAAGGAAAAGGAAAGGAAAGUCAUAAAGUCAACAAAUUGACAUUUAAUGUCAACCGUCAAACGUACAUGUGUCCGAAUGUCAUGCAACAAUUGAGUUGCGCUUUGAUGACUAUACUUCACGAGGCAAAACAAACUUAUUCUGGACAGGUUUUGGAUUGUGGUAAUAGAGCUGGUCAGCGAAUACUGGUUGACUCUCAGUAUGAAGCAUUCCUCAUGAGUUUUCUGAAAAAAAGUGUGUUACAGUUUGACAGAUCGAUCGAUCAAGAUUUUAGGUCAUUAGCCAUCGCAAAACACCAUGUCAAAGAACUAAUAAUGAAACGUAUUAAUGAAACCCUGGCAAUCUGUCAACGGCAUAGUGUAUAUAAUGAGAAUGAAAUGCGAGGGAAGUUCGAAAAAUUAAUAGAAAAGCUCAUUAAACAACGUAUAUCUAAGCGAGAAAAAAAUAAAAAUAUCAAAAAGUCAGAAAAUGCUGAUGGCGUUAUUUGGUGGCUUAAUAAAAAACCUUCAAAUUAUAAUCAACAGAAAAAUAAUGAAAAUAUUAAUUUGAACUCUGAAGUAACUGCGUCUUCUACAUCAAGUAAUCCGAUACCCGCGGACAAUAUUCCGAAGUCAGUAUCAUUUCCCUUGCCUGAACAAUUAUCUCAGGAACAGGUUGCAUCCAUAAAAGAAUCUCCAUUAGACCAAACUCAAGUUACAUUCACAAACAGUUCCCAAGAAAAGAAAGGAUCAUCAGUGGAUGCCGCAUCAAAGGAUAAAUCAACAAGUGUUGAAGGAAUUAUAAGUGAGGUUGCUUCAUCACCGAGAGAAACCGGUGAUGAAUGUUUAAUCAAAAAAUCAGUGAAGCAUCUUUCAAGACCACCAAGCGUAGAUGGUACUCGCCUGGCACCAACUCCUAAGAAAAUUAAAACUGCUCCGAAUCCUACUAGGAUCGAUUUUGGUGGAGUCCACGAACAAGCAGCUUCUUUUCCUGAUUCCAAGUCUUUUGGUUCUACUUCCGUGGUAAAUGGAAGUUCGAACCUUCAUCAUAAUAAUAAAUCAACACCUCAUUCUUCCAAAUAUUCACCUUCGAAAAAAUCAUCGUCGACUUUUAAUACCAUAUCAUUAUCACCUUCAACAGCAAAUAUUACCGUUUCUCCGACGAAUAAUAAUAAUUCAUUAAGUAAUACAACAAAUACAAAUGGAGUGCAAUUUCCAAUCAAUAAUUCUUAUCCGUACCCUGCGAACGGUUACCGAUCGUUUCAAUCACCUUCUGAAGAUUUAUCUUCUUGUAACGGAAAUAAACCUACAAACAACGGUUCCCAGGGGUCUGGGAUAAAUUUACCUA